Erinaceus europaeus (western European hedgehog) is the source of this 390-nucleotide messenger RNA. RefSeq names its product apomucin-like. The transcript is spliced from 3 exons. The record is from RefSeq and is a predicted model, not a curated record. Lineage: Eukaryota; Metazoa; Chordata; Mammalia; Eulipotyphla; Erinaceidae. Gene Ontology annotation, molecular function: protein binding. Bases 83 to 382 code for a protein of 99 amino acids.
CAAGCCAGUCUAAGGAAGGAUCUGAAUCCACAGACUCAUCUGUCAUAGGAUCUGAUUCCACUUCAACCUCCUUGGUGUACCCAUGGGCACCACUGGAUUCUCUUCUACCCUGCUGGGCACUACUGCUUCCUCGGUGGGCAUUGUCACAACCACAAGAGUUUUUCCUCAGGGAUCCUCUGCUGACACAGCUCCAGCAGUGUGCCGUGGUCCACUGGGAGAAGAAAAAGUGCCUGGAGACACAUGGACGGCCAACUGCCACCAGUGCACCUGCAUGGCUGCCAGGUCUGUGGACUGCAGACCCCGGGAGUGCCCCGCCCCACCCACAUGUGGAGCCGGAGAGAAGGUGGUCACCUUCUCAUCUAGUGAUACAUACCUGCUGUGACAUUGGAC